AUUGAUUCAGGAUUUUGUGGGACUAGUUUCUGCUCUUAAGAAAGUGGAAUCAAAAUUACCUGAUAUUUCAUCCAAAAUGUUUACUUCAACAGGGACAUUAAUCAAAAAAAAUACUUGAGGAGAUGAAAUGGAUUAAAACUUGAUUCAGUUUGGGGGAGAUUAUCUCUUUAUAGUGCUGUUAGGACAGAAAUACUCUUCAUCAAGAUGCAGAUACUUUAAAAAGGGCAGGAAAGACACCAAAAAGACACGGAAACAUGUACAUUCAAAGGGAUAGAAUAAGAUAAGGCGCAGUGAUGGAUGGAGACCUAUAUGAUGAGUUUGGUAACUAUAUAGGUCCAGAAUUAGACAGUGAUGAUGAUGAUGACAGUGAUGAUUCAGGAGAUCAGGAUGAUGUUGAGAAAUACCCUGACUAUGGAGGAGCUGAUGAGGAGGAGGCAAUGGACCAGGAUGAAGAAGAUGCCUCAGACAUGCAAGUUGUCCUACAUGAAGACAAAAAAUAUUAUCCCACACCAGAGGAGGUGUAUGGACCUGAAGUGGAGACAAUUGUACAAGAGGAAGAUACACAGCCUUUGACAGAGCCAAUCAUAGCUCCAGUGAAGAAGAAAAAGUUUUCUAUGGCUGAACAAGAUCUGCCUGACACUGUCUACAAUAUGGAGUUUUUGGCCGACUUAAUGGACACUCCUGAACUGAUCAGAAAUGUUACCCUGUGUGGCCACUUACAUCAUGGAAAGACGACCUUUGUUGAUUGCCUUGUAUCACAGACACACCCAGAGAUCAAUGUGAAAGAUGAUAAAGAUAUCAGAUACACAGACACAUUGUUCACAGAAAUUGAGCGUGGAGUGAGUAUAAAGUCGACGCCGGUGACACUGGUACUACCUGAUACAAGGAACAAGUCCUACCUUGUUAAUGUCUUUGAUACACCAGGUCAUGUGAAUUUCUCUGAUGAAGUUACAGCUGCUCUGAGGAUCAGUGAUGGUGCGGUCAUCUUUGUUGAUGCUGCUGAUGGGGUGAUGUUAAACACAGAGCGGUUUAUUAAACAUGCUAUACAGGAGAAGUUACCAGUCUGUGUGUGUAUAAACAAGAUUGACAGACUGAUUCUAGAGCUGAAGUUACCUCCAACAGAUGCUUAUUUCAAAUUGAGAAAUAUUUUAGAUGAUAUAAAUGGAAUUGUCAGUUUAUACACAGAAGAAGAAGGUGGCCAGCAGGUGUCGCCACUGAUUGGCAAUGUCUGUUUCGCCAGCUCUUACUACAGACUGUGCUUUACACUGGGCUCUUUUGCUAAAAUAUAUUCUGACACCUAUGGCGGAAUAAAUGAAAAAGAAUUUGCAAGAAGAUUAUGGGGAGAUAUAUAUUUCAACAGUAAAACGCGAAAGUUUAGCAAGAAACCACCAAACAGCUCAGCACAGAGAAGCUUCGUAGAGUUCAUUCUAGAACCAUUGUAUAAAAUAUUUGCACAGAUUGUAGGUGAUGUAGACAGCAGUUUACCAAGGGUUUGUGAUGAGCUGGGUAUCUCCCUUACCAGUGAGGAAAAGAAACUCAACAUCAGACCUCUCAUGAGAAUCGUCUGUCGAAGAUUCUUUGGUGACUUCACGGGCUUUGUGGACAUGUGUGUUGACCAUAUCAAAUCUCCGCUGGACAAUGCUAGAAGUAAGAUAGAGCACAUAUAUACUGGACCAAUGGAAUCAGAUCUCGUAGAUAUGAUGGUGCAAUGUGACUCUGAUGGUCCACUUAUGGUACAUACAACAAAGUUAUACCCCACCCAAGAUGCUACAUGCUUUCAUGUGUUUGGUCGUGUCAUCAGCGGGACACUGUAUGCUAACCAGGAAGUGAGGAUUCUGGGAGAAAACUACACAUUACAGGAUGAGGAAGACUCAAGGUUCGGUCAGAUUGGCAGACUUUGGAUCUCAGAAGCCAGGUAUAAGAUAGAGGUGAACAGGGUACCAGCUGGGAACUGGAUCCUUAUUGAAGGCAUUGAUCAGCCUAUUGUUAAAACAGCGACAAUUACAGACACUUCAGCUCCAGAGGAGGUUCACAUAUUCAGACCAUUAAAGUUCAACACAAGUUCUGUAAUCAAAAUAGCUGUGGAGCCAGUGAACCCAUCAGAGUUACCUAAAAUGUUGGACGGUCUUAGGAAAGUUAACAAGAGUUAUCCACUUGUUACAACAAAGGUUGAAGAGUCUGGUGAACACAUUAUUCUGGGGACUGGAGAACUCUAUCUUGACUGUGUGAUGCAUGAUCUUAGAAAAAUGUACUCAGAAAUAGAUAUAAAAGUGGCAGACCCUGUUGUGUCAUUCUGUGAAACUGUUGUAGAAACUUCAUCAUUGAAAUGUUUUGCUGAAACUCCAAACAAAAAGAAUAAGUUAACAAUGAUUGCCGAGCCGCUAGAGAAAGGCUUAGCUGAGGAUAUUGAGAAUGAAGUGGUACAGAUCACAUGGCCAAGAAAACGUCUCGGAGAAUUCUUCCAGACUAAGUACGACUGGGAUCUUCUAGCUGCCAGAUCUAUAUGGGCAUUUGGACCAGAUGCUACAGGACCAAAUAUCCUUGUAGACGAUACUUUACCUUCUGAAGUGGACAAGAGUUUGUUAGGAGCUGUAAAGGAUAGUAUUGUACAGGGAUUCCAGUGGGCCACCAGAGAAGGUCCUCUAUGUGAUGAACCAAUCCGUAAUGUCAAGUUUAAGAUCCUAGAUGCAGUGAUAGCCCAGGAGCCCAUACACAGAGGUGGGGGACAGAUUAUACCCACAGCUAGAAGAGUAGCUUACUCAGCAUUCCUUAUGGCGACCCCAAGGAUGAUGGAACCUUACUACUUUGUAGAAGUACUGGCACCAGCUGAUUGUGUGUCAGCAGUGUACACAGUGUUAGCCAGAAGAAGAGGGCAUGUUACACAAGAUUCCCCAGUACCUGGAUCUCCGUUAUAUACCAUUAAAGCUUUCCUGCCAGCCAUCGACUCUUUUGGGUUUGAGACGGAUCUAAGAACACACACGCAGGGUCAGGCAUUCUGUCUGUCAGUGUUUCAUCAUUGGCAGAUAGUCCCUGGUGAUCCCCUAGACAAGAGUAUACACAUCCGACCCCUGGAGGCCCAGCCGGCAACACAUCUAGCCAGAGAGUUUAUGGUCAAGACUAGAAGGAGAAAGGGUUUGAGUGAAGACGUUAGUAUCAACAAGUUCUUUGACGAUCCUAUGUUGUUGGAGUUGGCAAAACAAGAUGUGCUGCUCAGUUAUCCUAUGUAGAAUCGUGUAUUUGUGAUACAAAAAGCAUGCAAAUACCAGUUGUCCAGAUACACUGCACUAUAAAUGAAUUGUUGGUGGUCAGAAAAAUUAAAUUUUCUGAUGCAGAUAGACAGUUAUGGAAAUAUUAAAGAUGAAGCAGAA
This is a messenger RNA of Mercenaria mercenaria, 3368 nucleotides long. Its product is annotated as 116 kDa U5 small nuclear ribonucleoprotein component-like. Gene Ontology annotation, molecular function: GTP binding; translation elongation factor activity; GTPase activity. Gene Ontology annotation, biological process: mRNA splicing, via spliceosome. The transcript has 26 exons. Lineage: Eukaryota; Metazoa; Mollusca; Bivalvia; Venerida; Veneridae. Bases 294 to 3227 code for a protein of 977 amino acids. Gene Ontology annotation, cellular component: cytosol; U4/U6 x U5 tri-snRNP complex; U2-type catalytic step 2 spliceosome. The record is from RefSeq and is a predicted model, not a curated record.